AUGAAAAAGUUCUCAAAGAGAAGAGAAGAGAUUUUUAAAAAGAUGUCAGAAGCAGCAAUCAGCGGCACAGAAGAAAUAACAGACAGGCAUCUCUCAAAAGAAGAAAAUCGAAACAUAACAAAGGCACUGAGAGGCAAAGUAAGAGAAAAACUGAGAAAUGCUAAGAUCAGUCAAGGUGAAAAAUCCUCAGCUCAGUUGCUCAUUGAUACAAAGAUUUAUCAAUGGCCUAAGAAUGAAGUCUUGCUGGAUGAAGGUCUUUCAUUUUUCCUCCUGAGUGGGGAAGAAGAUUCAGCCGUGAGCCGGUCUGCACAGCAGAAAUCAGUAAAUGAUAAUUACAUCAAACACUCUGCAUUUGGUGGUAGUUUACAACAUGUUGCUGAGGGCCAAGAUGAGGAAUUUGGAGAAGAAGUAAUUUUAAUGGAUUUAUUUGAAGUGAAAGCCGCAGAAUAUGAGGACGAUCCAGAACUGAUGAAAAAACAGGAGGCAAAUAUUUUUGUGCCAAGUAGUUCUCCAGUGGCCAACCAGCGUAAACUGCCAAAAGGCAUGACACCUCGAAUUUUAGAAGACGAAGGAUUCUACAUUAAGAAAAAGCCAGAGACAUAUAAAAAGAUGUGCAACAAAAUGGAACAUCGCCUGCUCAGCCUGCAGGAGGGAAAACACUGGUUUGAAGAAAGUGGAGAAAUAAUGUCACUACCUUCACCUAUUAGACAAUCUUGGAAUUUCAGGAUCAGCACAAGCAAGGGAUCUUUGAAUCCAGCACUAAAGACUAUACACAGAAAGGCAUUGAAGCCUGACCUGGGAUGCUGUUUUAGGAACAGGAUGGAUGGUCAAAGGGAAAUAUACCAACUGGAUCUUAACAUCGUGGGCUUGCAAUUUAGCCAUCAUCCACUCUUCAAUCAAGAACAAGUCCUGUGUGCCAGGUUGCUCCAGCUCUGUGAGUCUUUCCAGGACAGACAGAAGCAGAGUUUAUCUCAGCUGCUCUAUGAGAAGCUGAAAGCACUGAUGGAUACUACCAAACUAGCCAGCAAAAACCCAGACACUAACCAGCUCACCAGAAAAUCGCUACAAGAUUACUAUUGGCAGAUAAGUGACACAAAGCGGCUGUAUGAGGCAGAAAGAGAAAAGGACCACUCCCUACUGCACAGUGUUUUACAGACUUGGAAACAGAUGAAAACUCUCCGGCAAAAGCAAGGGUUUACAAGCACCCCAGUAAAGCUGCAGUUUUAUAAGAUAAAAAUGAACACAUGGGAUGAGCAGAACCAAGCGGAAACGUUGGGAGUAUCUGGGGAAGAAAGUAAAGAAAUGCCGUUUCAGAAUGAAGCCACACAGGAGAGACUCCCCUAUCCAGCUCCAGACCUGGAAGGAAUGGAAGUGGAAAAAAUAAAGCCAAUCACGCUGGUGCCACAGCUUUCUUUCACAGCAGAAUUGACAAACAUAUCCAAGUGUUCACUAUAUGAGCAAAAGAGGAGAGCCAAAAUUCAGAAGCUUAAAUAUUUUAUCAAAAUAUUUUACAAUGAUAAACAGGUUUCUUGUACUUCAAUAUCUCCGCUACAGUUUGAUUUUAAAGUCAUGUUUCAACAGAUUUUUAACAUUCAACUGUUAUAUUGGCCUGAAACAAUCUGCUUGGAGGUUUAUGAAAUAAGUAAAAGGACAAGUUUACUGGUUAAACUCUAUCUGCCUUUACCCAACAAGACAGAGCUGAAAGACAAGACUGUCCUGGAAUAUACAGAAUUUAGUUCUGAUAAACUAGUCAUACCUGUGGAUGGAGGUGUAGGAAGCAAUGUGCCUUUUAAUCUCGAGGGAAGUGAGAAUGAAGAACUUUGUCUUUUAACCUCAGGAAAACUUAGCUAUUCCCUGUCGUGGGCUUUGGAUGAAAACGGAAUCCCUUUGACGCCUGUGUCGCAGUCAUUGCGAUCUGCAUACUGCAGUGUGCUAAGGAAUGUUGAUGCCAGAGGUGUUCCUGGACUCCCCUGGCCCGUGAACUCACAAAAGCUUUGUGACUGGGCAGAUGACAUCAGGAUCGAUCCCAAUAAUCCAGAGUAUUCUGAUAUAACAGAACUUAUUAUGUAUUUGAGACACAAAGGGCAGGAAAUCCCAAAAUAUUUCCGUCUGGAGCAGUUGCAAGAUGAAUUUAACUUUGUGUCUGAGGAAGAAAUAAAAAGGGGCAAACGCUUCCAACUGUUGCAGCUGAGAAAUGCAGGCCAGCUGGACUUCUUCCUCCUGCAGCAGAUGCCGCUCUAUGACACAGAGAUUCCAGACGUAGUCUUCCAGGAGUAUGAAAGUCAGGCACAGAAGGAUAUAUCCAUUUCAGAUGAGAACUCUAUCACUGCACAAAGGAUUAAUUCUGUCAGUUUUCUGAGAAAGGUGAGACGGUUGAUAAUGAAGAGAAUCAUCAAAGUCAGCAAAUUUAACUUGUCUGACAUUGUGGCUGACUAUGAAGAAAUUGUAUCUACAAGCCAGUUGACAGAUGCGAUUUGUAAGUUUAUUGAACCACGAAGGAAGUUAAAGCCUCAGAGGAAAGAAAGAAGAAAAGUCACAGCACAGACUGUCUCUGAUGGAGAUAUCAAGAUUCUGGUCAGGAUCCUGAGGGCCUACAACAUUCCUACCAGAAAAAAAAUAUCUCAUAGAACUUUGGAUACGCCUACUUACUUGAGGUCAUCCAUGUCUCACCGCAGACAUCAAGAAGCAAUCAAAUUCGUAGCCUCGAAUGACUUCUUAAAUGAGGCUACUGUGCACCCUUUCAUAGAAGUUUCUUUUCAACAUACCAUAUAUCAAACCAAUACUGCGAGUGGAUUUCAUCCAUGCUGGAACGAAGAAAUCAAAGUAGAUUUUAUAUCACCAGGACAUGAUUACAGCUUCUCUAGUUUAUCGAAAAUAAAAGAUAAUAUACAUAUCAAUGUUUUUGAUGAAGUGGUAAUUGAAAAACAUGAGGACCACUGUCUCAAGAGCUGCAGUGCUCACUCUUACACACAGAAGAACUGGCUGGGCUCCAUCAGCUUCCCUUUCUCAGCCCUUCUGCAACAGUCUGAGAUUAGCGGGACAUUUCAAGUGAACAUUCCACCUACUUUGCUUGGGUACACCUGGAGUAACACUUACGUCCCUCCUAGAGAAGACUUCAGUGGGCAGAACCCAAAAGAAUGCACCUUCCUGAAUAUUUUUGCUACAAUUGAACCUCAGCUAUCAUAUAUCACGUUCAAUCCGAAACUAGAUGAAUUUUCAGAUCAAACAGACAUUUUGCAAAGAGCACAGACUUUUACCAAGAACUGUAAGGCCAUGUUUCCCAACCGAAGAGUUGUGACCACUGUUUUUAAUGGUGAAGGGAUGCAGGUCUUUGUCACAAGGUACAUCAAGGCAUUGAAUCCACCACAGCAACUUCUGGAUAUAUUUCUUCAUGACUCGAAUGCAACCCUUGACCGCAUUGCUCGAUUUGUAUCUUUGAUUCCUUUUACGACAGAAACAUUGGAUGAAAAUGAUGGUUUUGACAUAUGGAUGACAUCAGAGUGCUGCAUUAGUUUGGCUAUUGGAAAUAAGGAAGAGCACGCCAUACUUCUCUGUAAUUUCUUCCUGUACUUUGGAAAGAAGGCAUUGGUGCUCCUGGGGACCUCAGUCCUAGAGGGGCAUGUGGCUUAUGUAUUAACCCAAGAAACUGGAGAGUCUUUGCUUUGGAAUCCAUCAACGGGGCAGUGUCAUAAGCAGUUUGACCCAUUUUGCCCCUUGCAAAGUGUGGACUGUUUGUUCAAUGAUCGAAAUGUCUGGUUUAAUAUUCAACAAAAUAACACACCAAUGGCUGUACAUUUUGACUAUUCAAAAGAAAGCUUCUGGAAACAGUUGCUGCCAAAAGACUUUCAGGGGACAAAAGCCCUAAGUGUACAGCCCGAAGAAAUAGUUUAUUCCGAUACUAACAAAAGCAUGGUAGAAGACCUGAAGAGCAGGCUGGAAAGGACGCUGAAAUGUAAGAUGAUGGAAUGGCGACCUAAGCACCCAACACGCUGGAAUCGACAGUGCACUUCUGUUUUGCGACAAAUCCUUCCUAAGCUAGAGUUUUACACGGGAAGUUUUGCUUCAUUUGAAGACAGUGAGUUAGAAAGGCUGCUACAGUUUUACUGGGUCACGGGAUUUCCCAUCCAGAUGCCCUACACAGAUGUCCAAUCAGUCAUUGAUGCCGUGUACCAGACUGGAAUUCACUCUUCUGAAUUUCCACAGAUGGAAUUUGCUUUAGCCGUAUACAUUCAUCCAUACCCAAACAACAUACUAUCUGUGUGGGUCUAUUUGGCUUCCUUAGCCCGAUAUCAGUGA
Messenger RNA from Onychomys torridus (southern grasshopper mouse), 4296 nucleotides. It is a transcript of the gene Cc2d2b, whose product is annotated as coiled-coil and C2 domain containing 2B. The record is from RefSeq and is a predicted model, not a curated record. NCBI's taxonomy places the organism in Eukaryota, Metazoa, Chordata, Mammalia, Rodentia, Cricetidae. Bases 1 to 4296 code for a protein of 1431 amino acids. The transcript is spliced from 34 exons. Gene Ontology annotation, cellular component: ciliary transition zone. Gene Ontology annotation, biological process: non-motile cilium assembly; protein localization to ciliary transition zone.